GGCCGCGGCCCCUCCGCUCCGGACUGUGCGAGUGACCGGUGGUUGCUUCCCCUUCCCCCGCAGAGCAGCAAGAUGCUGAACUACAGCCCCGCGGGGGUCGGCGGGUGCCUGCUGGACAGGAAGGCGGUGGGCACCCCGGCCGGCGGCGGCUUCCCUAGGAGGCACUCGGUGACGCUGCCCAACGCCAAGUUCCACCAGAGCCAGCUCCUCGGCGGCCUCAAAGGGGAGCCCGCGCCCGCGCUCGGCCCCCGGGAGAGCCGCUUUCGAGACCGCUCCUUCUCGGAGGGCGGCGAGCGGCUGCUGCAGCAAAAGCAGCCCGGGGGCCAAGUGAACUCCAGCCGCUACAAGACGGAGCUGUGCCGCCCCUUCGAGGAGAACGGCGCCUGCAAGUACGGCGACAAGUGCCAGUUCGCCCACGGCAUCCACGAGCUGCGCAGCCUCACCCGCCACCCCAAGUACAAGACCGAGCUCUGCCGCACCUUCCACACCAUCGGCUUCUGCCCCUACGGGCCGCGCUGCCACUUCAUCCACAACGCCGAGGAGCGGCGCGCGGUGGCGGGCAGCCGGGAGCCCCCCCCUGCCGACAGACCCCGCCUACAACACAGCUUCAGCUUCGCCGGCUUCCCCAGCGCCGCCGCCCCCGGGCUGCUGGACAGCCCCACCUCCGUCACCCCGCCGCCCAUGCUGAGUGCCGACGACCUGCUGGGCUCCCCCACGCUGCCCGACUGCGCCAGCAACCCCUUCACCUUCUCCAGCCAGGAGCUGGUCAGCCUCUUCGCCCCCAGCGUGGGGGUGCCGGUGCCCGGCGGGAGCUCCCCCACCGCCUUCCUGUUCAGGCCCAUGUCCGAGUCUCCUCACAUGUUCGACUCGCCGCCCAGCCCUCAGGACUCGCUCUCCGACCAGGAGGGCUAUCUGAGCAGCUCCAGUAGCAGCCACAGCGGCUCCGACUCGCCCAUCCUGGACACCUCCAGGCGCCUGCCCAUCUUCAGCAGACUCUCCAUCUCCGACGACUAAGCGGGUUCCUCCCGCUCCCCCCUCGGUGGCGAUGUUAAGCUGACCCCCCGCCUCCCUACCCCCCAGCUGGAUGUUAACGCGUCCGCCUGCCUGUCGCACACCCAUCGGCUCCAACCUUAAGUGCCAAAUUACGACGAGAAGCAAUAACGUUUACAAAAUUAGUGCCUUGUAACACUUUCACUGUGACUCUAUUACCUCUCCGGCUGCAGAGGGCACCGCAGCUCUGCGCGCUUCCAGAUGUGCAGGAUGUGCCCGCGCCCGGCUCCCCCCGCUGGCUGCCUCCUGCACCGCCCCCCGGCUGCAGGCACGUGGCAGCGUUAACAUCCAGCCCCUUGCCUCGCCCCUCCGCCUGCCUGCGGGGAGGGUGAGCUGAGAACAGAGCGGUUGUGACACGAGCGGGACUUCGGCUGGGAGGACGACGAGCGAAAAAGAUGGCAGAAAGCAAAAGAGGUGGACUGUGCUGGGAGAGACUCGAUUUUGGUGCUAAAAGUUCCUCGUGUAUUCGUGUGACAUCUUAACAACAAAUAAAGAAACGGGGUGGGGCGGACGGAAGUCAUUCCACACAUACACACGUUCGUGUAAACAAAGUUCCAGUAGACAUAGCUUUAAUGGUUUUGCUCUAGAGUACCUUAGACCUAUCUUAGAGCACUCACGCCAAGCUUUUAUUAUUAUUUUUUUUUCUGGGUUUUUAAUUUUGUAUAACUUCAGAAAUUGGAGAGCAAAUUUUGCUUGUCACUGCACAACAAUAUAAAAAAGCUUAUUUAACUUAUCAAAACGUAUUUAUUGCCGAAACCUAUGCUUUUUUGUUAAUUUUGUUCAUAUUUAUCGGGAUGAUGAAUCCAUAGAAUAUAUUCUUUUAUGUUUAAAUUAUGAUCUUCCAUAUUAAUCUUAAGAUUGUGAAGUGUCUUUUCCUUUUUUUUUCCCCCACAGUUUAAUAUAUUAUACUACAAUGACAUUUUUUGUAACUUUACACUUUUUUUGGUUAUUUUAUUUUAAAAAAUGAAAAAUUAAUUUAAAAAAA
Molecule: messenger RNA, 2035 nt
Organism: Meleagris gallopavo (turkey)
Lineage: Eukaryota; Metazoa; Chordata; Aves; Galliformes; Phasianidae
Source: RefSeq, a predicted model, not a curated record